AUGUCGUUAGCUCUAAAAAGCAGCUGUGUAACGUUUUUUAACGAGGCCGAUCGAAACACGCUGAUGACAACUCCGCGUAUCACUGACAGAGUGGCGGAUUUCAUCAUCAGUUCUCGGCCGUUUAUGGAUUAUGAGGAUUUGGGUCUUGGGAAAACAAUUCAGGUGAUCGCUUUUUUGACUCACUUGAAAAGUCAGCAAAUCUUUGGGCCUCACCUAAUUGUUGUCCCCUCGUCAACAAUCGAAAAUUGGCUCAGUGAGUUCGCGAACUGGUCACCCGGAAUGAAAAUUAUCACAUAUUAUGGGAGCAUUGCCGAUAGACGCCAGUUACGACAUAUGGCUGCCGACAGAAAUGUUUGUUCUUUUUGCUUAUUUCAUUUGCUAGAGCAAAAAAUAUCACUCUGUAAUGUGCUGUUCGUUUGAGC
Molecule: messenger RNA, 422 nt
Organism: Gongylonema pulchrum
Lineage: Eukaryota; Metazoa; Nematoda; Chromadorea; Rhabditida; Gongylonematidae
Source: the annotation of a GenBank genome assembly